AUGGCGCUGACGGCCCCAUCUCCCGGGGAACCGCAUGGCGCCGCACUGGAGAGGAAAGGAGACGAACUCCGCACUAUGGCUGCGGCAAUGGCUACAAAAGCAGACCUCCUGGUCCUUACUACUACCAUCCAAGACGCACUCAGAGCUGAGAUGGCGGGAAUCCGGGCGGAGGUGACGGCGCAGACGGGCCGCAUCCAGGAAUUGGAACGCUCGCAAGAAGCCCAUACCAUGAGGCACCAGGCAACAGAUACGGCCCUUGCACACCAAGGGGAGCUGUUACUGCACAUGAGAAUGUCAGUUGAGGACUUAGAUAACAGGGGGCGCAGGUGCAAUGUCAGGGUCCGCGGGGUCCCUGCUUUACAGGAGCGGAACAUACCUUAUAGAUGGAGCUUUCCCUUCGCUUUGUUAGCUCGCAACCAGAAUGGCUGGGUAUCGGUCCGUUGGCCCGAGGAGAUCCUGAGAUUCCUGGAGGAGUUGGACUUACCUCCGAUAUCCAUUCAGGACUGGGUCCUAGGCCCAUUGAGACCCCUCCAACAACGGGCACCUCAGAGGCGCGGGGACAAUCCGCUAAGGGGUCCAGCACCCCGCAGACGCAACAACUCGGAGGCACCAGAAUAA
This is a messenger RNA of Pelobates cultripes (western spadefoot toad), 618 nucleotides long. The record is from the annotation of a GenBank genome assembly. NCBI's taxonomy places the organism in Eukaryota, Metazoa, Chordata, Amphibia, Anura, Pelobatidae.